Molecule: messenger RNA, 1416 nt
Organism: Brassica oleracea var. oleracea
Lineage: Eukaryota; Viridiplantae; Streptophyta; Magnoliopsida; Brassicales; Brassicaceae
Exons: 5
Coding region: 69-1019 (316 amino acids)
Source: RefSeq, a predicted model, not a curated record
ACCUCCUCCGCUUUUUAAAAAUAUCAAUUCAUCGAUACUCGUGAAAAGAUCACUAAGAAAAGAGAGCGAUGGAGACUACUUGCUUAAUCGACGACGCUGAGUUCUCCCUUCCGCCGGAGCUUCUCACCGACGAUGAUUUCCUCGUGGAGAAGGAGAACAAGGUCGAUCGGUUCAGAAACCGUUUGUUCCCGUACGAGUCGAGUCAUGGAUUUGAGUUGGACUCCGAUUUUGGCUCUACCGUUAAACCAAUCGAUGACGAGGAGAAGCCCUUAGCCGGAUUGACCAGUAAAAUGGUUAAGUCAUCUCUGGAAGAUGAUUUCUCCGGUGGAAUUUUCGGUAGCCACGCUUUUCCGGCGAAGGCGUGGGGAUCGACUCGUUGUGUGGCUGGUGGUCGUCGGGAUCAUAACUGCCAGACGCAAUUUUCUUCUCAGACGGUGGCGUGGGAUCUGCACCACGCAGCGGCGGACGGUUACAACAACCAUAAUGGCAGAGGACUUCUUGAUCUUCCCAGAAAACAUCCCCUAGCCGCAGCCAAAAUCACUAACGGCGGCUCUAGCUACUAUAACCGCCAAUCUCUCCAGUACCAGAAGCUACAAGCUAUCCACUUUCAGCAGCUACAACAGCAGCAGUUGAUGCAGAAGAGCAGAGGAUUAGGAGCUAAUAACAACAACAACAACAACAACAACAAAAUCGCUGGUUCUGUGGAUUUGUCGCCGUCUGCAUGGUCUAAUCAGCCUCAGAGGGGUGACGUUUUCCUAGGAACCCGUACCGGAAAACGUGGAUCAACCGGAACCGGCGUCUUCUUGCCCCGUUGUGUUAACCAUGCAACCGCCGAGGUUCGCGAGAAGCCCGUGCGUGCGACAGUUUUGGUUCCGGCUAGAGUGGUCCAACCAUCGGUCCGGUCGUCGCCUAGUCUCAAUGAUGGGUCGUGGAGCAACGAUGGCGGAUUCUCGAGCCAGAUGAAGAUGGAGCAGCCAGUGAAGGAGGAGCCCCGGUUACCUUUGGACUGGGCGUAUUGAUUGAUUUGUGGUUCCGUAACAUUUGGGUGGUGGUUUUUAGGAAAGGUUUGAAGAAAUUGAAGGAGGAAUAAUAUUAGAUUUGAUGAACAGGGUAGUGAAAAUAGUGGUGACACUAGGGUUUAUAUAAAUAAUGGAAGAAUAAUAAUAAAAUAAAGGAAUGAUAAAAAGAAGAAGAUGUGGAGAAGACGAGGUUUUGGAUCGUUUUAACCCCCAUUGUUGGCUGAUAGAGGAAGAUGACCUUUUUUCCUUGGGUUUUUGUUUGUUUAUGGUAUUAACUGCUGCUUUAGUAGUACUCCCCUUCGGCCCUUCCUCUCUGUCUCUCUUUUAAUCUCAUAACUCUUAAGCAAUGGAGGGUGUAUUAUUGACAAGAGGAUUGUUUAAUAAUUUUGUUCGCCAA